UCGUCUCCACAGAUUUCUCAGAGGAGAAUGGGUGUAAGAAAUGAAUCCACAGUGACUGAGUUUCUUCUUUCAGGAUUAACUGACCAGCCAGAGCUUCAGCUGCCCCUCCUCUGCCUCUUCUUAGGGAUUUGUAUACUUACAGUGAUGGGAAACCUCGGCAUGAUCUCAAUAAUCGGAUUGAGUUCUCAAUUCCACACCCCCAUGUACUGUUUCCUCAGUAGUUUGUCUUUUUUUUUAGAUUUCUGCUAUUCUGUCGUUACCCCAAAAAUGCUGGCAGGGUUUUUAUGCAGAGAUAAAGUUAUAUCCUAUUCUGGAUGCAUGACCCAGCUGUUUUUCUUCUGUAUUUUUCUCAUUUCUGAAUCGGCAGCAAUGGCCUAUGACAGCUAUGUCGCCACCUGCAGCCCCCUUCUCUACAAUGUCAUCAUGUCCCCCAGGGUCUGUUCUCUGCUGGUGGCUGCUGUCUUCCCAUUAGGUUUUACUGAUGCUGUGAUUCAUGGUGGUUCUAUGUUAAGGUUGACUUUCUGUGAAUCAGACAUCAUUAAACAUUAUUUCUGUGACAUUGUUCCUCUCAUUAAACUCUUCUGUUCCAGAACUUAUAUUGAUGAGCUUUUGAUUUUUGUCAUUGGAGGAUUUAACAUAGUAGCCACCAGCUUGACAAUCAUCAUUUCAUAUGCUUUUAUCCUCUCCAGCGCCCUCCACAUCCACUCUAAAGAGGGCCGGUCCAAAGCCUUCAGCACCUGCAGCUCCCACUUGACAGCUGUUCUUACAUUUCAUGCGUCUCUCAUGUCCAUGUAUCUCACACCUGCUUCCAGCAGUUCACUAACCCAGGAGAAAGUGUCCUCAGUAUUUUACACCAGUGUGAUUCCCAUGUUGAAUCCCGUGAUAUAUAGUUUGAGGAACAAGGAAAUGAAAAAUGCACUGAUGAAACUCUUAAGAAGAAAAGUAUCUUCACAAUUAAUAAGCUUUUUUUAA
Eubalaena glacialis (North Atlantic right whale) is the source of this 972-nucleotide messenger RNA. Its product is annotated as olfactory receptor 8D4. Lineage: Eukaryota; Metazoa; Chordata; Mammalia; Artiodactyla; Balaenidae. Gene Ontology annotation, cellular component: membrane. Gene Ontology annotation, molecular function: odorant binding; olfactory receptor activity. The record is from RefSeq and is a predicted model, not a curated record. Gene Ontology annotation, biological process: G protein-coupled receptor signaling pathway; sensory perception of smell.